AUGGCAAUGGCAAUGGAGAGAAGUUACAAAUGGAAAUCAAUUUACUUUGUGGUACCUAUAAUUGGCACGGUGGUGGUGGGAAUGAGCAGCAAGGCGGAUGGCGCAAUAUCAUGCUCAACGGUGGUGUCUGAUUUAAUUCCUUGUCUUUCCUACAUUUCAGGAAGCUCCGCCCAGCCCACGAAGGGAUGUUGUAAUGGCAUUAAAACUCUCAACACCACCACCAAAACUACAGAUGAUAGGCAAGUCGUGUGCAACUGCAUAAAGUCGGUGGUGUCUUCCUAUAGCAGUUACUUUGAUAAGUCCAGCAAGUUGCCUGGUGUCUGUGGAGUUAAUCUCGGCUUUGCCUGGACACCCUCACUUGAUUGCAGCACAUAA
Messenger RNA from Cryptomeria japonica (Japanese cedar), 375 nucleotides. Its product is annotated as non-specific lipid-transfer protein-like. The record is from RefSeq and is a predicted model, not a curated record. Gene Ontology annotation, cellular component: membrane. Lineage: Eukaryota; Viridiplantae; Streptophyta; Pinopsida; Cupressales; Cupressaceae. Gene Ontology annotation, biological process: lipid transport. Bases 1 to 375 code for a protein of 124 amino acids. Gene Ontology annotation, molecular function: lipid binding. The transcript has a single exon.